AGGAGGAGGAGAUCUGCAGUGAAAGCCAGCAGAUAAGCUCGGGUUUAAUUCCAGCUCAGGAGCGUCUCUCUGUUUCUCUCUUUAAGAAAUCAUUGUAAUAAUAAUAAUAAUAAUAAUAAUAAUAAUAAUAAUAAUAAUAAUAAGAGUAUUAGAUCGAUGGGUUGUGUAAGAGGAUGAUCAGAAGAAGAAGACUUCCUGUCUCCAGAAGCAGGACCCAGAAGUGUGUUUUGUCCUUUUAAACCCGCGGAGCAGCAGCAGCCCGAGUCGGGGAUCAGCAGCAGUCCGGCCGGGACAUGGGGAAGGAGGUGAACGGGGUGUCGCGGAGUCGCUUCGAGAUGUUCUCGAACAACGACGAGGCCAUCAUCAACAAGAAGCUGCCAAAGGAGCUGUUAUUACGAAUUUUCUCCUUUCUGGAUGUGGUCACGCUCUGUCGCUGUGCACAAGUGUCUCGGUCGUGGAACGUAUUAGCUCUAGAUGGCAGCAACUGGCAGCGCAUCGACCUCUUCGAUUUUCAGAGGGACAUCGAGGGUCGUGUUGUAGAGAACAUUUCGAAGCGAUGUGGAGGUUUCCUAAGAAAGCUCAGUCUGAGAGGGUGUUUAGGUGUGGGAGACAGCGCACUGAGGACAUUUGCACAAAACUGUAGGAAUAUUGAGCUGCUCAGUCUGAACGGCUGUACAAAGAUCACAGACAGUACCUGCAACAGUCUGAGUAAAUUCUGCCCCAAGCUGAAGCAUUUGGAUCUCGCCUCAUGCACCUCCAUCACCAACCUCUCUCUCAAAGCACUCAGCGAGGGAUGUCCCAUGCUGGAGCAGCUGAACAUCUCAUGGUGUGAUCAGGUGACCAAAGAUGGCAUCCAGGCUCUGGUGCGCUGCUGUCCAGGGCUGAAGGGUCUGUUCCUCAAAGGCUGCACACAGCUGGAAGAUGAGGCUCUAAAACACAUCGGCGCUCACUGUCCUGAACUGAUCACUCUCAACCUGCAGACCUGCUCACAGAUCACAGAUGAAGGUUUGAUAACGAUUUGUCGAGGUUGUCAUCGGCUGCAGUCCCUGUGUGUGUCUGGCUGCGCAAACAUCACAGACGCCAUUCUCAAUGCUCUGGGACAGAACUGCCCUCGUCUCAGAAUAUUAGAAGUAGCUCGCUGCUCACAGCUCACCGACGUCGGCUUCACCACACUCGCACGGAAUUGUCAUGAGUUAGAGAAGAUGGAUCUGGAGGAGUGUGUCCAGAUCACAGACUCUGCACUCAUCCAGCUGUCCAUACACUGCCCUCGCCUCCAGGUCCUCAGUCUGUCUCAUUGUGAGCUGAUCACGGAUGAAGGUAUCCGUCACCUGGGCAGCGGGCCAUGUGCUCACGACCGUCUGGAGGUGAUUGAGCUCGAUAACUGCCCCCUCAUCACCGACGCCUCGCUGGAGCACCUCAAGACCUGCCACUGCCUCGACCGCAUCGAGCUGUACGACUGCCAACAGAUCACACGCGCUGGGAUUAAGAGGCUUAGAACUCACUUACCCAACAUCAAAGUCCACGCCUACUUUGCACCUGUGACUCCGCCUCCUUCGGUAGGAGGAAGUAGACAGAGGUUCUGCCGCUGCUGUAUCCUGCUAUGAUGUCACAGCCUCCGCCUCCUCAACCUUGAGAGAGAGAGAGAGAGAGAGAGAGAGAGAGAGAGCGAGGAUGAGUGGUGUCCCAGCUGGCCAGUCAGAUCACAGGACAGAAACGAUCAGUGACAUCAUACACAGUGGACUUAAGAAAACUUUCCAUCGUUGUGUGUGUGCGUGCAUUCUGGGAAAGGGGGUUGUUGAUGAGUGAGAGAUACACACACACACGCACGCACGCACGCACACACACACGCACUAACCCGACUGAGAAAAUGAACUGAAUCAAUCAAAAAGUGUGUAUUAUUGUUGUCACUGGCAAUUUGUUAUCUUGGGGUGUGUGUGUGUGUGUGUGUGUGUGUGUGUGUGUGUGUGUGUGUGUGUGUGUUUACACACUCCACCCAUGAAGAAGAAACUGGAUCCACACAUACUCUGGUUAAUCACUACAGGAUAUGGCUGGUUUGAGAAUACACACACACACACACACACACACACACA
Silurus meridionalis is the source of this 2090-nucleotide messenger RNA. RefSeq names its product F-box and leucine-rich repeat protein 20 (gene fbxl20). The transcript has 16 exons. Gene Ontology annotation, biological process: SCF-dependent proteasomal ubiquitin-dependent protein catabolic process. Gene Ontology annotation, molecular function: protein binding. Gene Ontology annotation, cellular component: SCF ubiquitin ligase complex. Lineage: Eukaryota; Metazoa; Chordata; Actinopteri; Siluriformes; Siluridae. The coding region runs from base 294 to 1604 and encodes 436 amino acids. The record is from RefSeq and is a predicted model, not a curated record.